CUGGGACAACUCGGGCACUUUCAUUCCCUUCUUGGAGAGGCAGAGAGGAAGGCAGCCUACCUUAAGAUAAGGGAAGACCAUGAUAGGAGUCAUACCUGCUUCCUGACAACACAAAACGUCACACAGAAAGAUCAUGGGGAGAUCUGCAUUUUAAAGAACUGCCACUGAGGAAGUGAGCAACCAACUGGAAACAUCCAUUAGCAUAACUCCACAACUUCCAAGAAAGUGAAUAUUUUGGACUACUUUUUGUCAAGCUGUCCAGUUGACAAAACAGAUGGGAAUUGGUGCUGUUGAUCCUUUCAUCUGGGAAAAUGCACUGAAUGGGAUAUUCUGCCUAAUAUGGCCAAUUGUGACCUUUACCUCUACUGGAAUGGACCCCAGUUCAUGACUUUGUUACCAUGGUGAUGAUCUUAACUACAGCUCUGGAAAACAAAGGUGCUGAUUCUCUAUCAUGCAGGGCUGAACUGCACACUCCAAAGAAGAUGAGUCACGGUUCCACUCUCUUCUCAUGUGGAAUGAUGGAAAAUGACAGAUGGAGAGAUCUCAGCAGGAAAUACCCCCUUCAGGUCGAACAGCCAAGUGCCAACAUUUGGGACUGCUUGUCUGACAAAAGCGAUGAAAGCUCCUUAUGGCAGAGAGAGCCAGCUAACGCAUGCUCAGUAACCAACUUGAUCAAGGAUCUCAGCCUUAGUGACCGUAAUGGCAACCCUUCAGCACCUCCCAGCAAACGCCAGUGCCGAUCACUCUCUUUUUCCGAUGAGAUGUCCAGUUGCCGGGCUUCAUGGAGGCCCAUUGGAUCAAAGGUCUGGACUCCUGUAGAAAAGAGACGCUGCUAUAGCGGGGGAAGCGUGCAGCGUUACUCCAAUGGAUUCACAACCAUGCAGAGAAGUUCAAGCUUUAGCCUUCCUUCCAGGUCAUGUACUCUCUCCUCAUCAUAUGACCAGAUGGGAUUUAGCAAUAGAUUUGGGUGUCAGCCAUGCCAAGGAAUGCAAAAGUCAGCCACUUAUGGACAGACAAGUGAUAUUUGGGGUAGUGAUCAUUGCUCUUCUGAGAGUGGUAGGGUUGACAUCCAGCGAUCUCUCUCUUGUUCCCAUGAUCAAAUUUCCUUUUCGGAAAAUUGUCUGCCCUCAGCAAACAGCACACCUGCCUCAACACCAGAGUUGACAAGGCGCUCCAAUGGGCUUUCUCGAAGUCGGUCUCAACCAUGUGUCCUUAAUGACAAGAAAGUUGGAAUUAAGCGAAGACGACCUGAAGAGAUAAAGGAACAAAGACCUUCAUUGGACCUUGUCAAGAUGACACAGAAUUGUCAAACCUUUAACAGUCUUAGCACGACAGUUGAUGACUGCCCUCAGCAGAACCAGUUCUCCCUUGGCACCAGCAGCAAUAACUCAUGGGUCACCAACAUGGACAUCAUGCCUGGCAGGACACCGGCCUGCACCCCUGUGCCAGAGCCUCAUUCAAAUUCAGAAGAACAUCAUCCUAACCAGGAAGAAGAUUUCUCCUAUGAAGACUCAGAUUUCUGUGCUACAGAAGAUGAGAAUAGUAGGAAAGAAGUUGAGAACUCCUCAUGGAGGGAGAGUGGGACUGGUGGGGAUAACAUCUUUCAGUUGGGUGGUGAAUUAGAUAUUGAGCAAAUAGAAAACAACUGAGAGCACUAAAGGGGAGGCUCUGCCUGCACCAAGGCAUUUAGCAGUGGCAAACUUACACAUGUUAAUGCAGACCAGAGGAAGAAAAUCCGCAUUUUCCCUCUCCUUGGCAAGUGAACCAGAACAAAAAGCUUUGCCAAAAUUUGUUUAGCUUUUUGGGGGGAAUUAUUAGAACUACUGUAGCUCUUCAUAGAGAAAAUGUCCAAUGUAACAUCCACAUAUUUAAAAGAAAAAGAAAGCUCUGUGGAUAUAUCAAAACUUGAAAGGAAAGACCAAAAACUCCUGGUCAUUUUUUUUUUUCAAAGUAGGCUAAUUUGCCGCCCAGAGAGUCAGCAGGUCCAUCUCCUGAUGGGAAUGGCAUUUGGUAAUAUAAAUAAGCUUUUUCUUUUCUUUUCUUUUCUUUUUCUUUUUCUUUUUUUUUUUGCUGUUGGCUGAUAUAAAUUGCACCUCAGCUGUCCUUAUCAAAGGAGCAAAAAGUGGAGAUUAGCGUUACGAUUUGAAUUCAUUUUAUGUUGUUUUUUAGAUCACCUAUUCAUAGAUCUUACAAAAUCUCACAAAUCAAAUUUCUCAUAAUAUAUGUAAAGUCAUAAUUCUCAGAAUCACAGUAGUUUGUUAUGGUCUACCAAACACACACACACACACACACAGAGAGAGAGAGAGAGAGAGAGAGAGAGAGAGAGAGAGAGAGAGAGAGAGAGAGAGAGAGAGAGAGAAAUACCAAUAACAUUAUGAAAAGAAAGCACAAUGGAUUUUUAUCCAUACUAGUAAAAGAGAUCUGUGCUGCUUAAGAGGCCUUCUUAUCCAAAUCAAACAUACACAGGUAUCCUUUGCAAUGCACUCUUACUCAUUUCCCCCUGGACCAGAUUUAAUGAUUUGGAUGCACAGUUUGAUGCAUGACCUCUAGUUCAUUGUUGUUAUUACUUUACUGGCAAGAAGAGGACAGAGGCUUUGUCUGGAGAAGUCAAAUAUUGAGAACAUUUUUGCACUCUUGAUAUGAUUUAGUAGUUGGCAUCUGAAAAGGGAUCAUGGCUCUUAUCUGCUAUUAUCUGGCAUGAAGUUCUUAACUGCAUUUUGUACCAUUUGUCGUCCUUGGUAUAUAGCCUAUUGCAUUCAUCAGUAGAAAAAAAUUAAAGAUAAAUCUUGUUUUUCAUUCAUUACUCAGUAUUUAGAUAUUUUCAUCAAGUGAAAAGAUAAAAGCAAUAUAGACUAUACAGUAAUUUGUUAUUUCUAGCUUCAGUGAAUGACAGUAGCACAAUAGUGAGCACACAUGGCACUGUUGAGUGGUUUGCAUCUGUUUAGAAUAUGUCACUUUCUGCCAUUGCUACCAUGGAAGAUAAGGAUGUAUAUAACUAAGAGAAAAAGAAAAUCCAUCCAAAAGAAACCCACUUCCUUGUUUCCUUAACUUACUAUAAAAGAAAUUAAACUUAGUGAAAAAUACAGGCAGAAAGAUGUCAUCACUCAUUGCCUGUUAUUUAUAGAUUUUCUCACCCUUUCAUUUUAUGUCCACGCUGAUUUUGCUCUUUUCAUUCUCAGCUUUCAGUUCUUUGACAUAUUAAAGCAUAUUACAUAUAGUAUCCCCAAAUUCACUAAUCAUUUUAGCAUACAUCUUCAAAAGAUGGAACAAAUAAUCAAGCAGAACUGGGGUUCUUUCUUCUAAACACUGGAAAUCCUGGUCAGCCACAGCUUCAGGUUCUGUUUUUUCAAAAUACAUCUAGUUUAUUUCUAGAAACAAGUAUGUUUGUGUGUACGUGUGUGGCUUUUGUAAAAUAAGUCUUGAUGUUCAGGAGGCUAAAUUUUGUGCUCCUAAAAUACAGGAUAACAUAGCAAUGUGACAGAAAUGCACUCUUCUAAGCUUGAUGCAGUUUUGACUUGAUUGUCAAGAUAUCUAAAGUAACAGAAGAUUUUAUUCAAUUAUAACACCAAGCCGUGCUUUUAGCAACAGACAAACAGACCUUCAUUGUCAAAGCAUGCAAAUUUAAACUGCCAAAAAUAGUAUUUGCAUUUAUCCUCUAAAGUAAGAAAAAUAAGAUUAUAAUCCAUUAUCAGCCUGUCUCUUACAAUUGUUAUUUGGUUGGUAAGCACAAAUCAUAGUUUGCAGAUUAUGAAACAAUAACACAUUUAUUAUGAAGGAGAAUGGAAUUCAACUUUCCUAGUGAAUUGAGUGAUUCUUGCAUUUUAUAUUUCAUUCUAAGGAAACUUGAUCAUAUAGCUAUGUAAACAGGGACAAAUGGAUCACAGUAGACAAAUGAGUUUUAGACUGCAUCUAUUCAAUGCUCUGCUUGACUUUCCAUUAUAUUGCUGGAACGUGUGUUUAACCACCAUGAUCAUUCAAUACAUAUUUUAAAAUAGCCUUUCUUACUUUAGUAUCCUCUAAUACAUUGUGAUUAUAAUUCUCUGAAUUUACAGCAGGCAUAGUUUAAGUUAUGUGGAUAGUAGAGGCUCUGGGUCUUGCUAUAACAAAACUAAUACAAAAUGCUGUUUGAGAUUCUAAUAUUCACUUGACACUCCAACAUUUUUCCUUCCACUUCUUACAGCUUAUGUUGAGCAACCAACGAUUAUAAUUUAGCACAUAAUGACACAGCCAAGUUAUUCACUUAUGAAUGAAAACCAGUCCUUUCUUUAUAAAAGAAAAAAUAAGAGAUGAUUUCUUAAAAAUGCUAUCCUAUUUUUACAUUUUCCCAUAAUGGCUUUAAUGCUUAUGGCAUCUAAAAUCACAGAAGAUCUCACCAAAGCUAAAGCUUCACAAUUGCUCAUUUAAGCUUCAUACAGUAGGUUUUGUUUCUUCACAUGUUCAUUUUUUUAUUUUCUGUCUGAAGCUUAUGUGACAUAUAAGCCAUAGGUUUAUGCGUAUACAGAUAUGCAAGUGAAAAUAAAUAGUAUUAUGCUAGAAUUCUAUUUCUAUUCUGGUGCCAUGGAAUAACAUGGUGGUCUUUAUGAAAAGACUCUUUUCAUUCUUGCAAAAUCUGUUGAUUGCAAACCAAGUUAAUAUACAUUGCUUGUUUCAGAAACAGAGAAACGUAACGGGCAAGUUUUCAUAGAUUUGAGUUGGAUUUAGAUUUUGUUUUUAUAGUUUGGGCUGAAUUAGUUAUUUUUAGAUCUCACUGUGGGUUAUCAGGAACAUGACAGAUCUGGAGGUCUUCCUCCUCAUGUAUCUCUCUUGUAAAACCUCUUGCUGCUUUUGACCCUUCCCUACAAAUUUUAUCAGGUAGUGGCUUUAAUUAUGUAGCAAUGUUAUUAUGAACACUGAAUGUUAGGAGUUCUGAGAAAAUCUGUUAGGUACAUUGUAUUCAUGUAAAUGUGUUUGGAUUCAUCAUGGGCACAAAGCUCCUAAAAUUGUACUUAUACCAACCUUCUGUAAUUCCUGAAGGUUUGGGUUUUCACAAAACCAUAUUCCAGUCCUUCCUCCAGUUUUUGGUGUAAAGAUAAAAGAAUGGUUUGGUGUAUAUAUGUCUAACUGACUCAAAGCCAAAUCCACAUUUUGAAUUGUUAAGAAUUUCCAAGGGAAAAUUCUUCACUUUCAGACUUCAGUUCCAUAAGUAAUGACUGCUAAAGUUAAUCCUUCCUGAACAAAUGAAAGCUUAUAAGGCACACUGAAAGAAGAUGCUUGGCAAUUCACACACAAAAGAUUUUGGGUUUUUUUUCCUGAAUUUUACUCUGCUACAAAAGUAUUAAGAUAGUUUGGUGUUCUGCUUUACAGAGAGAAACUUCUGUAGCCUAAACACAAAGCUAUUGCUGCUGCCCUUCACAACACCACUCCAAGGAAUCACAUUUUCUUCUUGAGAAUUUCUUCCUACAUGGAAGACCUGGAGAAAGAGUCGGUGGAAUGAAUGGCAGAGGGGUUGGAUAAUACAGUAUAUUGUGAUAAAUGAGAAAGAAUAAAAAUAUGUGUGAGGCAUGCAAACUCAUUUUUAACUACAAGAUGCUUACAGCUAUUACUGAGGACAGAACCAGAGUCACAUGGUGCUAUAAAAUUUGCCCUUGUUCAAGUGAUAUCCAAGCUCUUACUAGAGAGGUAACAUUUCUAUUGAGUGUAAUAAUUAAAUACAUUUAUGCUGACAACCUAAGCCUGUUGUUUAUCACCUGGAUAUCACUAUGGGCAAAAAUUAAAAUGGCAAAUGAAUCAUCUUUAAUUAUUGAUAUAAACAGAGUGCAGUUUGUAGGGUAUAUGCAAGUAUGCAUACCAUGUUAUUGGAUGCAGUUUUGGUUGUAUAACAUCUGGACAACCCAUCAGGUGGCUCUGGCCAAAAGAGCUUAUUCAAUGCAAAUUUGAAUAAUAGGUUUGAUAUUCAGGCUAUAUGUGUAUCAUCGGAGAUCUGUUGAGCAGUGCUUGAAAAUUCCUACAUGGCAAAUUGUAAUAGGCACUCAAAUGGAUUAUUAUUUAGGCUAUUAACUAUUUCAGAUACGGCAUACUGAUCUAUAUUUGUUUUCUGCAUAGCUGUUCCUAUUUUUUUCUUGGGAAAAAAAAGCAUUGUGUAAAUAUAACAUGCAGCAUUUUGCUCUGGUACUGUUAAAAUAAUUGCAAAUUUUGGAUCAGAUCCAUAUCAUGAUUGUGGUUGUAUAUAUAUUUACAUCAAAGUAAGUGAGUUUGGUGUGACUUACUUCUGAGUAAAUGUGUAGGGUUGUGCUGUAAGUUAUCUCAUUAAUUUCAGUAAGUAGUAUCUUCAUUUCAUUUAAUCUGGAUCCUACCCACUGGAUUUAUUUUCCAUUUUAUUGCAUGGUUCUGUCAAAAUUCUCUCCACCAUCUUGGAUUACAUAGAGAUUUUUUUUUUUACUAAACAUUACCUAUCCUCAGAGAAAUGGUUGCCUGUCUGCUGUGCACAAAUAUAGCGUUCUUUGCUAUAACAUUUUCACUUGGAAGUAAUGAUAGCUAAUCACACCAUUUUUAUGUGGGCUUGCCAACAGAGAGUACAUCUUAUGCCAUUAACCUUACACUUUUUGAGAUAGUGUAUCAGCUUUUACUUACAUACUUCUUGAUUAAUGACAGUUUGCUUUGUCUUUAGUGCUGUAGAGGCAGCUUUUUCUAUUUGGGAUUUUUAUGCAUAAGGGCUUCUAAAAAACAAAAAAAAAAGGGCUGCAACCUAUGAGAAGCUAAGUACACAGAGUAGGAAAGGGCCCCGGAGCACCACUACCUAACUCUCCUAGCUGUAGCUUAGUUUAUAUAACUGCAAACUUUCUUUGCCUUAGCAAUGAUGCUUCACUAGCAAACCGCCUUACAGUGAACACAUACUUACAAUAUACUGUUUGCCUAAGAUUAAUUCCAGGUGGCAUUUCAUUGGAUUGCAUUGGGUUUGGUGUUGUAUGAUUUAUGUAUUGAAACUGAGUUUUUAAAGCCUUACUUCUUUUUUUUAAAUAGAAGCAAAAUGUUAUGGAAUGUAUGGAUGCGUGUACACGUAUGUAUGGGUGUAUAUAAAGAUGAGACGUCUGUGGAUGUAUGUACAUUCACACAAAAGUAAACAUCUGAAAUAUAAGCUUAUGUUUACGGAAAUACUUUCAAUGAUAACAUACAGGGGUGCUGUUCUGAAAAAAUGUUCAGCUGCAUCUAUGCUUGGUCAUAUCCACUGAAAAAAAUAGAUUGGAUUCCUCUAGUGGGGAAUCUUGUGUUCCUGCCAGAUUGGUUAGUUUACUGGAACUAGCUCAUAUAGCAGGUUUUGAUCAGGUAUAUUGACUUUUUUUGUGAACAUUCGCUACCAUCGCAACAAAUAUUUUUAUUUGCUAAGCAGUACAUUCAAAUCAGCAGGGAGACGGACAACAUCUUAGUUGGCACAUGGAUCAAUCUGUACUGUGGAAAUGUAAUGACAACAGCAAUAAAUGUUAAACAUUUUCCCUUUUUUUAAAAAAAGAAAAAAACGUUUUUAAAUGCAACUUUUAUGGAAGGGUUUUGUCUUAUUAGCACUGAUGAAUGUUCUUAUAGGGAAUGUAUUGUAGAUCUACAGUCAUUGCUAUUUAGAACUGGUUUUCAUAAAAUGUUAUAUUUAAUUACACAUUGAAGAAAAAAUAAGGUGAACUAGACGUAUCUCUGGAUUUUACUGUAACUUUUCACAAGUAGCAUAGUUUCUUUGCCCCAAUAAUAAUUGUAUUACAAAUACAUUUUAAAUACUUCUUAUUGAAACAGGAUUAGAGAAUAUUUUUAGAAUUAUAGCAGUCUUUUUCAGCGUUUUAUAUUUUCAGUGUCUGAGAACCAAUGAAUCAGAACAUGAUGGCCCAAAAGCCUUUGAAAAUCCAUGAAGUUUAGCAAUGUUUAGUUCCAAGGGUGUGUGUGUGUGUGUGUGUGUGUGUACACACGUACACGUGUAUGUAUGUGUCUUUUUGUUCAUGGUAAUUGCACAGAUGCAAACAUAUUGACAUAUAUACCAAGUCAGCUCUGUAGUUGGUGUUUGUUCAAAAUCUAAUGUUGGUGAAGACUGUUCCCUGACAUGAAAAAUUAAGAAAACUGCUGAUUUGUACUCUCUCAAAUGACUUUAUUGCACUAUAGAGCAGCACAGUCUCAGGAAUUUACUUGUUACUCUAUGUAAAUAAAGCUUUCUGAUUCUGUAA
Molecule: messenger RNA, 8180 nt
Organism: Crotalus tigris (Tiger rattlesnake)
Lineage: Eukaryota; Metazoa; Chordata; Lepidosauria; Squamata; Viperidae
Gene: FAM53B
Product: family with sequence similarity 53 member B
Exons: 7
Coding region: 399-1649 (416 amino acids)
Biological process (GO): positive regulation of canonical Wnt signaling pathway; protein import into nucleus
Cellular component (GO): nucleus
Source: RefSeq, a predicted model, not a curated record